CAUCAUCAUAUUCGGUAUCUCAAAAGUUCUCCUCCCAACUCAGAGCUCCGCUUUGCUUCUGCCGUCGAGGCGGUUUUAAAUGGCGGCAGCUUUACCUCUAUCUCCGAUUAGCCAUCAGUUAUGCCGGAGCAGCUUCAGGUUCUUGAACAACGCUACGACUCCCCGGUUCUGUUCUCCGGUUUUCUCGGUUUCUCCAAGUCUCAUCGGCGUAACCGGAAUCGGCUCGGCGAGUCAGUUACGCGCUCGCCACCGUCUGAUCUAUUCCGCAGCUGCGACGGAUUGGUUCUUGCAUGACGUCGGAGCCACCGUGGCAGUUGUCGGUGGAGCCUACGCGCUCGUCUUUAGCUUCGAGAGUCUCACCAAGCGAAACGUUAUUCCACAGAAUCUGAGCAGAAAGCUUGUGCAUAUACUCUCAGGUCUGCUUUUCGUAAUCUCGUGGCCGAUCUUCAGCGCAUCGACGGAGGCUCGAUACUUUGCUGCUUUUGUUCCAUUAGUGAAUGGCUUAAGGCUUGUUGUCAACGGAUUAUCCGUCUCCCCAAAUUCCACGCUAAUCAAAUCCGUCACUAGAGAAGGAAGACCAGAGGAGUUGCUUAAAGGUCCUCUGUUCUACGUUAUAGCCCUUCUCGUCUCUGUGGUUUUCUUCUGGAGAGACUCUCCUACCGGUAUGAUUUCGUUGGCAAUGAUGUGCGGUGGCGAUGGAAUAGCUGAUAUCAUGGGACGUAAGUUUGGGUCAGAAAAGAUACCUUACAACCCAAGAAAGAGCUGGGCGGGAAGCAUCUCCAUGUUCAUCUUCGGCUUCUUCAUCUCCAUCGGAUUACUUUACUAUUACUCAAGCCUUGGAUACCUUCACAUGAACUGGGAAACGACCUUUACGAGAGUCGCGAUCGUCUCACUGGUCGCCACAGUGGUCGAGUCUCUACCCAUCACCGAUCAAUUAGACGACAACGUUUCGGUUCCUUUGGCUACUAUUUUAGCUGCUUAUAUAAGUUUCGGAUACUAAAUUCAGCCGAAAUGUAUAUAUUUUUAUGAAUCCGACCUAGUUAUGUAUCCAAGAAUAUGCUAGCUGUAUAUAUUUUACUUCUGCGAAA
This is a messenger RNA of Eutrema salsugineum, 1088 nucleotides long. Its product is annotated as phytol kinase 1, chloroplastic. Bases 80 to 1000 code for a protein of 306 amino acids. Gene Ontology annotation, molecular function: phytol kinase activity. NCBI's taxonomy places the organism in Eukaryota, Viridiplantae, Streptophyta, Magnoliopsida, Brassicales, Brassicaceae. Gene Ontology annotation, biological process: vitamin E biosynthetic process. The transcript has 6 exons. Gene Ontology annotation, cellular component: chloroplast. The record is from RefSeq and is a predicted model, not a curated record.